UUCCCAGCCCAAUGUCUAGGUCUACAAUUACUGCUGGACUGGGCACCCCAGAGACUCUGCAAUGCCGCUACGAUCAAUUGCCGGUGGAUUACUUCGUACUUUGAAUCCAUAUCCCUCAAAUUCGCGAUGACAUGGGUUUUUCUUCCUGACGCUCAGCUCCCAGGCACCUGGGCGUGGGGAAAGAAUUCCGCAUAUCUGAACUACUGGGUCCAAAGCCGCCUCUAG
Molecule: messenger RNA, 225 nt
Organism: Pseudomassariella vexata
Lineage: Eukaryota; Fungi; Ascomycota; Sordariomycetes; Amphisphaeriales; Pseudomassariaceae
Exons: 1
Source: RefSeq, a predicted model, not a curated record